Gossypium raimondii (Peruvian cotton) is the source of this 3451-nucleotide messenger RNA. Its product is annotated as protein ROOT PRIMORDIUM DEFECTIVE 1. Lineage: Eukaryota; Viridiplantae; Streptophyta; Magnoliopsida; Malvales; Malvaceae. The transcript is spliced from 2 exons. The record is from RefSeq and is a predicted model, not a curated record. Gene Ontology annotation, molecular function: RNA binding. Bases 209 to 1585 code for a protein of 458 amino acids.
UGGAUUAUUAGAUUUGCUUUAAACCCACAAUGAAGGCACCCCUAUUUUGGAUCCAGUCGAGUCCAUAUCACAUCCGGCUUCUGGUUAAGAGACUCCUGAAAAGAGUCCGCCAAGUAACAGACGCCGCCUUCUUUUUCGUUAGUUUCAAAAUCUGUGCCACUUGCCGCAGCUCAAAAACCCUAAACCCGGAAUCAAUCAAUCUCAUACAAUGCUGGUGUUCUCUUACACUCGCAACCUCCUCAAACCCAGAAGCUCGUCGCCUUUCCCUUUCACCUCCAUAAUGCACAUGUCCCAGUCCACCUCUAUCCCUAAAAAACAGGACAGAGUACGCGACCACGGUUUCGACAACUACAUGGAAGCGGAGAAAAAGACCCGGAAAGUCCUCAAAUUCCAAUCUCUCAUUCUUUCCCAGCCAAGUCAAACCUUGCCCAUCUCUCGUUUCGACUCUCUCGCUCGUCGCCUUGGUCUCGGCUUCAAAGAAAACGAAGCCGCUGCUUAUCUCCUUAAAUUCCCCCACGUUUUCGAAAUCUACGAGCACCCUGUUCUCAGAAUCCUCUUUUGCAGGCUAACCCAGAAGGCCCUUCUCCAAAUUGAGCAAGAAAAACAAGCACUCCAUGCCCAGUUACCUGAUGCCGUCACCCGGUUAAGGAAGUUGGUUAUGAUGUCGAACACGGGCCGUUUGAGACUGGAACACGUUCGGAUUGCCAGGAAAGAAUUUGGGUUGCCUGAUGAUUUUGAGUACUCGGUAAUUCUCAAAUACCCUGAAUUUUUUAGAUUGUUUGAUGCUCGAGAUACAAGGAAUAAGUACAUUGAGAUUGUUGAAAGAGAUCCCGAGUUAGCUAUUUGUGCCAUAGAGAAAGUUAGAGAGAGAGAGUACAGAGAAAAAGGACUUGACGCUGAGGAUGUUAGGUUCUCAUUUCUUGUUAACUUUCCACCUGGAUUUAAGAUUGGUAAGUAUUACAGGAUUGCAGUUUGGAAGUGGCAACGGGUUCCGUAUUGGUCGCCUUAUGAGAACGUAUCUGGUUAUGACUUGAGGUCAUUGGAAGCUCUGAAGAGGAUGGAAAAGAGGGCAGUGGCAACUAUUCAUGAGUUGUUGUCAUUGACUGUGGAGAAGAAGAUUUCUUUGGAGAGGAUUGCGCAUUUUAGGAUGGCGAUGAAUUUGCCUAAAAAGUUGAAGGAUUUUCUGCUUCAGCAUCAGGGAAUAUUUUAUGUUUCAACUAGGGGGAAUUAUGGGAAGCUUCAUACAGUGUUUCUUAGGGAAGCUUAUAGGAAGGGGGAGUUAAUUGAGCCAAAUGAUUUGUAUUUGGCGAGAAGGAAGUUGGGCGAGUUAGUUUUGCUAAGCUCUAGGAAGGCAAAGGUGGAUAAGGAACUGGUUAGCUAUAGGAGGGAUACGGAAGUUGAUGACAUCGUGUGUGUUAGACCAGACUAUAUGGAAAAUGACGUGAAAGAUUUUGGGGUUGAAUAUGAAAUAGAGCACGAUGGAAGAAGGGAAGGAUGUAGUUUAGAUUCUGAUUUUGUUUCUGAUGACAUAGAUGAGACUGAAGAUUUGGAUGAAAGGAUGGAUGAAAAGGAGGAUACUGUUUAAGUGAAUGACAAGGCCUAAAUUCUGUUAGUUCUUAUCAUUGUUAAUUUUGAAACAGUGAACUUAUAAUCAGCCAGACUUUACAAUGGAAGACCACUCUUUGCAUUCAUUAACAUUAAGAGGACAUUUUGGAUUAAGGAUAGUUUUUUGGAUCUGGAGAGUGUCAAUGGAUUUCUUUGUUGUUGGUGGAAGUAGCAUUUCUAUGUUAAUGGACUAUUGAAGAAGCUGAAGGCAUCUAUUUUGCAAUUCUUCUUGCCUGUGUUAGUCACCAAUGCAAGAUGUUGGUGGAAAUUUCAGCAGGUAAAUUGAAAUAAGAAGCUCCCAGAAGAUUUUGCACCAUUAAGUUGCUACUGCUAUAGUGUGUUCUUUCUUUCUGUUUGGCAGGAAGAGAAACCAAAAAAAAAUAUUGGUCAGGGUUAAGCAGAUGGAUGGGUGUUCUACGACACUGGAAAGCAGGCCUUUGGCUUGAAGUAGGUGUCCCUGUUCCAUGAUAAAGCGUAUUGGCUUUUUAUUUACAUUUUCCUGUCUAGAGGUCUUAUGCAGAGACUAGAUAAUAGUGAGUCAUUACAAAUGUAGAAUAGGGUCUGAUUAAAUCCUAGUAUUUCUGCUGCAAAUGACACAUUAUAUCCUGUUCCUUGAGCGCUUAAGGUUUUAAGGAGAUAAAUAUGGUGGUUUUUAAAGAAAACCGUUCACUUAAAGUUUUCUUUUAUCAUUUCUGGCAACCUUGGAAUGAACUUCAAGAGGAAUCGGCUUAUCUGGUCAAACAAACUGGAAUGCUUUGUUCUAAUUAGCAUCAUAUAAAGUUUGCAUAUUCUCUAGUUAGAAGAAUUCAUUUUUAUCAUGCUAGUUUGGCUUUCGAGUUCUAAGCAAAAUACAGUCUUGAUGGAGUUUGUAGAUGAAAGUUAUAUUGAUUGGAUUAUAUUGAGUCUUGAUGAGAUGAAUGUAGAGAUGCAAAAAUUCUGUGGUUUGGUGAGUGGUAACAGCUCAAAGUAUGAUACUGGGUAAGGAGUCUUCCAGUACCUAUAUCCUACUUCUUAUGACAUGAGGUUGAUCAUAUUGUAGUAUUAGUCUAGAAGAAAUUAGAUACACAAGAAGUCUGACAGGGCUGCUCGAGGUUUUGGGAUUUGAAUUGAAGCUCAAAUUCUAACAAUGUCCACAAGUCACUAGGAGACCAUAUGGUGUUUCUUAUAGACCUGGGAUUUAAUUCCUUGUGAUAAAGGAAAAUAGUUUUGUUUUACAGCACAACUUUUUUCCUGCCAAGUAAUAUGCAGAAGGAGAAAAUUCUUGUUUUCCAAUUCGGAUGAUUCUUUUUAUCACAGCUUAUAUAAAACUGUUUUUUAUAUACCUCAAUUGCUUUUGCAUAACAAGUUAGUCCACAUGAGUGGACCAGAAGAUGAUGUCCGCCAAAAGUCAUUGGUCAGAAAUUGGUUGGUUUGGUUUGAAAAUCAAGAGCUAAAAAUAUCUUAAAAAACAAACAAACUAUAGUUUGUGUCACGUAUGUGUCAAGUAUUAGGUUUGAAAUCUGGAUGAGUCUUCAUAGCCCCACGUGUGAGCACUGAAAACAACAGACACCAACAUAGUCUUUGAUGAGUAUAAACUUGAUUCUUGAGAAUUAUGAAUUGGAUAUUUCUUUGUAUACAGUUGACACCAGAUACACUCAGUCAGAACCCCUGGCCCUGUAACAAGGGUUGCCCUAUCACAGGUAGAAGGCGUCAGCCUGGCUACUUUAUUCAUUUUUAAACUAAUGGUUCAUAGCAGGUUGUGAUUGUGAUUUGGAUGGCGAAAGCUUUUGUUGCUUUGCAUUUGUGUUACGCAAGGCAUAACUUUAUACUUUGAAAUAACAACACUGAUUACUGGUUUGAUUAUUAA